Limanda limanda (common dab) is the source of this 4162-nucleotide messenger RNA. RefSeq names its product transmembrane protein 86A (gene tmem86a). The transcript is spliced from 3 exons. Gene Ontology annotation, cellular component: membrane. The record is from RefSeq and is a predicted model, not a curated record. Lineage: Eukaryota; Metazoa; Chordata; Actinopteri; Pleuronectiformes; Pleuronectidae. Bases 74 to 787 code for a protein of 237 amino acids.
GAUACAAACAGGGGAGGGGGGGAGACCCGAACCCAGAACAGCCUGGACACCGACUGACAGCACCGACGGAGACAUGGUGUCCCCGGUAUCCGUGGUCAAGAGUGAAGGCCCUAAGCUGGUGCCGUUCUUCAAGGCCACAUGCGUGUACUUUGUCCUGUGGCUGCCGACCUCCAGCCCGUCCUGGUUCAGCGCUCUGAUCAAAUGUCUGCCCAUCUUCUGCCUGUGGGUCUUUCUGCUGGCACACGGCUUCAGCUUCCUAGGGGCGAACGCCAAUGCCCGCAAGAUCCUGGCCGGCCUCAUCUUCUCGGCUCUGGGCGACGCCUUUCUCAUCUGGCAGGAGCAGGGCUACUUUGAACACGGCCUUCUGAUGUUUGCCAUCACCCACAUCCUCUACUCCUCUGCCUUUGGGAUGAAACCUGUGAACGGGAAUGCCGGCCUGGUGAUCGGCGCUGUGUCCUCUGUGAGCUACCUGCUGCUGUACCCCUACCUGUCCGGCCCCUUCACCUACCUCGUGGCCGUCUACAUCGCUCUGAUCGGCUUCAUGGGCUGGAGGGCCAUCGCCGGCCUGCAGCUGGCCAACGACGUGUGGACCUGGACCAAGCUGUGCGCCUGCCUCGGCGCCGUGCUCUUCAUGGUCUCGGACCUCACCAUCGCCGUCAACAAGUUCUGCUUCCCCGUGCCAUAUUCGCGCGCCAUCAUCAUGGCCACGUAUUACGCCGCGCAGAUGCUGAUAUCGCUGUCGGCCGUGGAGUGCCAGGACGCGGAGGUUGCCAGGAAGAGAACGUGAGGUGCUUCGGGCCACGAGGCUGGAAAGCUGGCAGCCAAUCCCCCCUCAAGCCAAUGAGUGAUCAUGGACACAUCUCACUGCCAGAUCCCCAACCCUCAGCCCUCAUCUCAGUGUGGCGCUCCCACAUCGCUGUUACCACGGCAACUGGUCCACUACAGCCUUCACACGGCUUUCACCCUUCUACUCUUCUAGUAUAUUAGUCUCACGCCAUCUUCUAAUAGAAGAUUGGGUAGUAUUAUCUUCAGCCUCUCCCGACAUCAGGCCUAGCUGCUUCCUCAUACUCAGAUUACUCAUCUAGAAUCGCCGUCUCUCAAAACUAGUUACCAUGGAGACAAGUGUAGUUAUAUUAACCUGCUAUAUAUAGAGUAUUACUUUACUUUAAACUGUUGUGUUUUUAAAUUUAAGGGGAGCAUGUCACUGGGGACCUUCACGGUGCUUGAGAGAGCGAUUUUACGUAUGAAUGUGUGUGUGUGUGUGUUUAUUUGUUUGAUUAACACUUUUACCUCGCUUUACACAACCCUAUCACAACACACUCAUCUAUAACAUGUGGUCCAAUAAUGCAAUUUAACAUUUGACUUUUGUUUUGAUGCCUGAGUCCUUGUUAGAAAGGGAUUUUAUUUUAUUUUACCGCCACUGCCCAUGUUCGGUCUCCGUUGUGUUUCCCUGAAUUAAGGGUGCUAUUCUUAAAGUCAGGAGCAUUUCCACACCUGUUUUAUUAUCUGCUUCUAUUUCCUUAACAAAAGCCACACUGCCUUUGUUCAACCCAUUAUUUAAACGCUUCUACACCCAGAGGAAUUGUUGUUCUGUUAGGAUGUGCAGGAGAAGAAUGAGAGAGAUUAAAAAGGGCAGUAAGGCAGGGGAAGUAUUUUCUUGAAUGCAGCAUCCACUGCGUAUUGUAGCUUUGGUGCAAGUUGGACGAGGUGGAGGAACGUUGUGGAAGCUCGAUUGUCGUAGAGAGAACCCAGUAAACACCGUGGCCAUAGCCGACCACUGAACACAUUGUACGGUGCACCUGCUUCUCCUCUUAGUGUGAAGUCUUUCAGGCUUUUUACAGUAUUUUGCCCCCAGCAGUUGUGUCCACACGCCUGACACCUACAGCUCCUGCUGCUUUCCUUAUUUGCAAAGUUCGCAGGGUUCUCACCGCGGAACGAGUUCAGCCGAGCCGUGUUGUCAUUGGCCUGGAACCAUGUUGUUGAGACUGAAAUGAAAGGGCUACGUUACAGGCCGGGUACGUGUUUGUUUAUCAAACCUGCGUGUGUGUUUCCCAGCAUGCAUUCACUCACUCGGAACCACACACAAACAUGAACGUCGCCUCGGGUUCAGCCUGACAGAAAGAAAAAAGAGAUUCUUGUCAUGUGAGGGGAUAGUUAUUCCAUUAUUCCUAAUAAUUCUGUCUCACUGGGCACUUCAUCAGCUUUAAUCCGGCAAAAUCCACCUCAGGUAAUCCCCCCCGACAGCCUGGUUUAUCAUACUUUCUUCCAUCUCUCACACAUUUUCCCCUUCUCACCUUUCCUGUGUUCCAAACAUUUUCCGUUAGAAUGGAGGGUCUUAAUUAUUAUUUGAAAAUGUACCAUAACUCUUUUUUCAGACGUCUACAUACUGUUUAUGCAUGUUAUGAAUGUGUGUGUGUCUGUGUGUGUGUGCCUACUGCCUUUGUUUUAGCCAGUCAAAACCAACUCAAGGCCAAAAAUGCUGUUUAUGGAGUACACAGACUACUAUCACCAGUGUGUUCUCUUCAUUUUAUUCAAAUAUUGUUCCCUCUUGACCCUGUCCAUCUUAUGAGUAUAUACCACUAUCAGAUUAGUACCAAGUUAAUCAUAUUCCAAAUGCACUGUAGCAAUUUAAAGUAUUACUAACUAACCAAAAAAGAACAAAGUGACAGGAUUUGUCUUUUGGAGUCCAAAUGGACCUAUACACGUUAUACAUUAUGCUGUAAACGAAACCUACGUGCACGAAAAUAAGCUGAUUUGGUUAUUUGUCAUUUGGUUCCUAUUAUUUGGUUUCUUCUGAAGGGUCAACGACCUCAGGAGCUUUUGCUAACACACCCGCAUAUGUAUGCACAAAACAAAGAUGUAGUUAUGCAUCAUGUCAGCCACCAUGACCGAUCUGCAGGCAGAUCAUGGCGUUGACACACAUCAAUUUUAUUUUUCCCAAGCAACGCGGCCUUAGUUUGACAUAGAAUGAGCCAGACGUUGUGGUUUGUCUCAUCUGCUGCUUUGCCGCUCAGUUCCUCAAUCUCCUCUCGGCCUGUCAGCGCCACAUUUCUGCUUUGUCAGUCGGAGGUGUUGCAUCAGUCCGUCUGUGUGUGACCACUCGUCUUCUGUUCCCUGUUUUAAUUUGUCCUCUCAGCACUGUCGCCAAGCAAUAGUGUUAAUUAUAGCUUUAUUUGGAAAGCACUUGUCUAAACAAGGUUACAAAGUGCUUCACAAAACUCCAUGGCAAAAAAAUGUAAAUGGUUUUGUAUUUAUAUAGCGCUUUUCUAGUCUUGAUGACAACUAAUUUCGAAUAUUCAAUUAAUUGCCCAAUUUAAAGAGAAGCCCAACAGUUCCCUCUAUGAGCAGCACGUUGGCGAAUCUUGCCUGUUUCUCACCUAAUGCACUUCCAUCGGCAGAAAUGAGAUCCAUCAACAUUUAGUGCAAGCCUAUAAAAACCAGGAUGAGGAGAUUGAGUCGAGCAGUCGGACUAUGUGGGCGAUUCAUGUGAGCACUACUGUCUUUGUCCUCUGCCCCAUAAAGCCCCCCCGAGUUUUGUUCCUGUGGUCCAAUGGCCACGAGCCAGAAGAAAGGCUUAACAUCGAAGUAUUUCUGAGAUUAUUUUUACACAUUGGAAAAAUCUCCAUGACUUUGUAAAGUCCGCUUGCUGUUCCGAGGGCGAUGGAUGAGUGGUAGCUCGUGAAGCCGGAAGCAAACUCCAACACCGAGUUGAGCCAGACGAUUAUCACGCCGAGGUGGAGGAUUUGGCUUUUUAAAUCCACUCUGUUUCUCCUCCAUUGUUUUUCUAUUCUUAUUUGACUUUGGGCGCAGACGAGCGAAGCUGAGAGCCUCAGAGAAAACUGAUCUCAUUUCCCUGAGUGGAUCUGUUAGCGUUGGAGCCCUCUCGUGUAUCACACCAGCUUUUGUCCCCUCUCGUUGGUGCAGGAGGGGUUUUGUUUUCGCUCUUCCACUCAGGAAGGAGGUUAUUGUUGAGCGAUACUGUAGCUGGAAUUAGGUGAGGGGGUGAAAUAUGACACACAGGGGAAGACUCCCUUUCCAUCCGGCCCAUGAGCUGCCGUCCUGCCCCCCCACACACACACACACAGAUGGCAGGCCGGCAGUCGCAUCACUUCACCUCAGCUUGUUAACAGCCCCUGUUGUUCUGAGCUUUGUGCACAAGGAC